Aspergillus steynii IBT 23096 is the source of this 1614-nucleotide messenger RNA. RefSeq lists its product as uncharacterized. The coding region runs from base 1 to 1614 and encodes 537 amino acids. NCBI's taxonomy places the organism in Eukaryota, Fungi, Ascomycota, Eurotiomycetes, Eurotiales, Aspergillaceae. The transcript has 3 exons. The record is from RefSeq and is a predicted model, not a curated record.
AUGUCCGCCGGGAGUCUCUGGAAAUCCUCUAAUCCUAUCGAACAACUCCAUCCCUAUUCUUAUCCCUAUUUAUUACUACCGCCAUCACAAUCUCUCGUCAUGACCGCCACCCUUGAACGCAGCGUUUCUCGAACUUCGAGCAUGUCGAUGCCGAUAUCUAGCCCUAGACUCUCGCUAAGACACGAGACCACCCCGCCCAGCCUCUCCGAUCCCGCCCUCUCCCAUCUCCACGACCGACUAACCCUGCUCGACUCGCGUGUCCUCGAAUUACGUUCGACAAUCCUGACCAAAGAUGGCUACAUCGACCGACGCAACCGCGAGGACGAACACAUUCGCCGGGAAUUUGAAGCCCAUCGCUCCAUCUCGAGCCGCAUCGACCUGAACGUGGUUGCGUUACGGACCGAUGUCGACCAGCUCAAGUCGGGCGUUUUCCAACUGAAAUCGAGCAUCGGCCAGUCCGGCAACGAGACCGUCUUCCUACGCAGCGAUGUCGACCGUCUUUCGAAGAAUAUCGAUCAGAUCCAGUCCGAUCUGAAGCAGCUGCAGACCGACGUCUGUGGAUGCAGCGUGGAGAUCAGCAAAUUGCACGCGACUAUCAGCCAACUCCGAACCGAUCUGAUUACUCUGCAGCACGAAACUUCUCGCCACCUGAACUCGGUUUUCGACCGGUUUUCUUUGAUCGAGUCCCGGAUGAAGCAUUCGGAACGCGUCCGAUUCAACUCUCUGGCCCACACAACACAUGCUCCUAUCACGCCGGUACCGGUCGUUGAGGCCGACGGAUCGUUGCAGUGGCCCGAAUAUUUUCCCAGGACCGUGUGGCGGUUCUGGUGUUUGAAGAAGCGAAGUCGGGUCAACCGCUUGAUCCAACUGGCCGAUUUUUACGAGCUUGGGGGAUACCAGUACUGGGGUCGAAUGCAUCAAACCGAAUCGACCUUCGGAAGUGACAGCGAGUCCAGCGACUCGAGUGACUAUCCUUCCAACUUGACCCGUGCGGAAGCCGUCCGCUUGUACCCGGAGGCUGCUCACCAGGCUUUGGCCGCAACACUAGGACUAGUGUAUUACAAGAUCCGCAACGAGGUCGGCGAAGGUCCGAAUGCUCAUUUACCCGCCCGUCCUCCCAAGCGCCAGCAGGAAGAGGUGGCCUCGGCCAACUCCGGCUCCAAGCACAAGCAAGUGAAGGUGGCGCGUCGUCCCAAUGAUAUAUCGCCCACGACUCUCCACAAGCUGGUUACUGGACCCUCGCUGGAAUCGAAAUCCAUCGUGUCCGAAGAAUCGGACAGACUCGGAUGGAACGCUCAUUCUGAGACCUCUGACGAGGCUAUGAGCAAACUUCGAGGCAUUGUUUCGGAGGAAGUGGGUACAUUGCUUCGGGCUUUGGAACGAGGUCGUAUCAAACUCAAGCCUGGUCGGAACGAACGAACGAAUCUGUCGCCUACUGAAUCCAAGGGCGGGCCUCGCAAUAGCAAGCUCGGCUUGGAUGGGGCGCAAGACGAUGACGAGCGUACCUUGCCGAAUACCAUUCCCACAGAGAUUGUUUCUCCUUCCUCUGGGAAGACUGAAAGAACGGAAGAGCAUGAACUUCCCGAUACUGCAUCCAAUUCCACUAGCCCAUGA